Molecule: messenger RNA, 2834 nt
Organism: Sceloporus undulatus (fence lizard)
Lineage: Eukaryota; Metazoa; Chordata; Lepidosauria; Squamata; Phrynosomatidae
Gene: INPP5B
Product: inositol polyphosphate-5-phosphatase B
Exons: 22
Coding region: 37-2637 (866 amino acids)
Biological process (GO): phosphatidylinositol dephosphorylation; signal transduction
Cellular component (GO): membrane; cytosol
Molecular function (GO): phosphatidylinositol-4,5-bisphosphate 5-phosphatase activity; inositol-1,4,5-trisphosphate 5-phosphatase activity
Source: RefSeq, a predicted model, not a curated record
CGCCGAGAAGAGAGGCCUCUCUCUCCGCAGACGGGGAUGGACCAGUCGGGCCCGGUCCAGGAGGCGCUGGCGCCUGGAGAGCGCUGCCUGGCCGCGGCGGGGGGCACCCUGUUGAGCGGGGAGGGCCGCCUCCUGGCCCUGGUCGAGAGCCACGGAAAGGCCGCGCUCUGCGUCUACGUCCCGCGCCGGAGGAUGGCCAUCGCCGCCGAAGACCUCCGGCUGGAGAGCGUCCUCCUGGUCCGGGAAGGCUUCGCCCUGGAGGAAGUCCCCCCGGAGGACGAGACCCCCGUCCUGGGGUCGGACGUGAGGGUCCGGAUCUCGGCGCCGGAGGCCACGCUGCUCCUCCUUCUGCCCUUCGGCUCCCAGACGCAGGCCUUCCUGGGCGAGGUCAGGAGGCGCUGCUCCGGCGGAGGCGGCGGGACAGGAGUGGCCAGGGAUGGGGAGCCCAAGGGGAAGCCCCCGGGGGGCCCCGCCACAGACACAGGGGCCUCCGCCGCCGCCAGGGGCGCCAAGGCCAGCAGGGCCCCGCAGGUGAGCCGCCAGGCGGUGCGCUCCUGCCAGGUGUUGGCGUCGGAGGAGACGCGGGCGGCCCCCAUCCAGGCCUUCGGGCUGAGAGAGACCCUGAUCCGCUCCCAGCUCUUGCAGAAGGAGGAUGCCUACACCCGCCUCCAGACCCACACGUUUUUUGUUGGCUCCUACAAUGUGAAUGGCCAGUCCCCCAGAGAGAGCCUCCGGCCCUGGCUGAGCCAAGACACCCAGCCCCCCGACGUCUACUGUGUAGGCUUCCAGGAGCUGGACCUCAGCAAGGAAGCCUUCUUCUUCAAUGACACCCCUAAAGAGGAGGAGUGGUUCAGGGCUGUGACGGAGAGCCUUCACCCGGGGGCCAAAUACGCCAAGAUCAAACUCGUCCGGCUGGUGGGGAUCCUGCUGCUGCUCUAUGUGAGGGCAGAGCUGGCAGCAAGCAUCUCUGAGGUGGAGGCCGAGACAGUUGGCACAGGCAUCAUGGGGCGCAUGGGCAACAAAGGCGGCGUGGGCAUCCGCUUCAAACUCCACAACACCACCAUCUGCCUGGUGAAUGCCCACCUGGCGGCCCACGCGGAGGAGUGUGAGCGGCGCAACCAAGAUGUCCGAGACAUCUGUGCCCGCAUGCACUUUGUCCAGCUGGGGCCCGGCCUCCCCGCCCUCACCAUCGCCAAGCACGAUGUGGUCUUGUGGCUGGGGGACUUGAACUACAGGCUGGAGGAGCAGGACGUGGAGCAGGUGAAGAAGCUGGUGGAAGCCGGGGACUUCCGCACUCUCCAGCAGCACGACCAGCUGAGGCGUCAGAUGGAGGCAAAGGUGGUAUUUGAAGGCUUUACAGAGGGAGAGGUUACCUUCCAGCCCACGUACAAAUACAACCCAGGUUCCGAUGAUUGGGAUACCAGCGAGAAGUGCCGCAUCCCAGCCUGGUGUGACCGGAUCCUCUUCAAAGGGAGGAACAUCUCCCAGAGGAGCUACCGAAGCCAUGUAACUCUGAGGAGCAGCGACCACAAGCCAGUCAGCGCCCUCUUUGACGUCGGGGUGAAGGUGGUGGACGAGGAGCUUCACCGUCGAGUCUUUGAGGACAUUGUGCGCUCUGUGGACAAGAUGGAGAAUGCCAACAUCCCCUCCGUCUCCCUCUCCAAGAGGGAGUUCGUUUUCAAGGAUGUGAAGUACAUGCAGCUCCAGGUGGAGGUCUUUUCCAUCUGCAACGGACCAGUCCCCUGCCAAUUUGAGUUCAUCAACAAACUAGACGAAGAGGCCUACUGCAAGCCAUGGCUGACGGCAAACCCCAGCAAGGGCUUCCUCUUGCCAGACACUGCAGUGACGGUUGAAUUGGAGCUCUUUGUGAACAAAUCAACAGCCACGGCCUUGAACUCUGGAGAGGACCGGCUGGAGGACAUCCUGGUGCUGCAUCUUGAUCGGGGCAAGGACUAUUUCCUGUCUGUCUCUGGAAACUACCUGCCCAGCUGCUUUGGUGCCUCCCUGCAGGCACUCUCUUACAUGAGGGAGCCCAUCCAGGAGAUUUCGCCCGAAGCCAUCCGGGAUCUGAGCUUGCGGCCGUUGCAGCCAGAAUACAACGAUGCCUGUUGGGACGAGAAGCCCCUGGACAUCCCAAAGGAGCUGUGGAUGAUGGUGGACCACCUCUACCGCAAUGCUUCCCAACAGGAGGACCUGUUCCAGCAGCCUGGCCUGCGGGCCGAAUUUGAACAGAUCCGCGAUUGCCUGGACACAGGGACACUGGACACACUUGUGGGCAGCAACCAUUCGGUGGCUGAAGCACUGCUCCUCUUCCUGGAGAGCCUCCCUGAGCCGGUCAUCUGCUACAGCCUCUACGACAGCUGCUUGGAGUGCGCUGACAGCUACGUUCUGAGUAGGCAGGUGGCCUCCACCCUCCCCAGGUGCCACAGGAAUGUCUUCAGCUACCUGACGGCUUUUCUGCGGGAGCUGCUCCGACAUUCUGGGAAAAACCACUUGGAUGUGAAUAUUUUGGCCAGCAUCUUCGGGGGCCUCCUGCUGCGCCCUCCUCCUGGGCAUCCCCAGCCGGGCAUUGCAGAGAAGCGGAAGGCCCAGUGGUUCAUCCGGCAGUUCCUCCUCAGGGAAGAAGGCGCCCUGUGAAGAGAGCUCACAAUGGCGAUGGGAACAAGCAGGCCUUCUGCGAGCAGAGUUUUGUAUACGCAGAGUAUUAGAGCUGUCAGUAUUUUAAAAAUAUUUUUAUGUCCAGAGAAGCACAAGGCCUCCUCAGCCGCAGCACUGUGGCAUUAUAAAGCACAUUAGUUUUGUCGUGAACUUUUGUAAUAAACUGUCCUGCGCAA